Pochonia chlamydosporia 170 is the source of this 2253-nucleotide messenger RNA. Its product is annotated as up-regulated during septation domain-containing protein. The transcript has 3 exons. The record is from RefSeq and is a predicted model, not a curated record. Lineage: Eukaryota; Fungi; Ascomycota; Sordariomycetes; Hypocreales; Clavicipitaceae. The coding region runs from base 1 to 2253 and encodes 750 amino acids.
AUGGCUCACAUUGCGACUUGUAUCGCCAACCUGGAGCCUGGCUCUAUAUCAAAGCCAUCAUCUCCAGCACUAUCGAUGCUUUCUACCACACCACCUACAUCGUCAAUGGAGAAGCCGUUUGCCUGGAGAAUGCUUCCAACGGACCAAAAAAAGUACCAACUAUUCCCAAAGGACAAACAGCUUCCGAAUUUGAAUAUAAACAAGUCCUUAGACCCAGAAAUGGCAUUUGCUGUAGCCAUGGGCGAUAGAAAUGACAAACAGGUUGCGUCUUCAACUUUGCGCCUUCGGGUCAACCAACAUAAUCCUAUUAGACGACGGAAAAUCAGCGUGCCCGAAUUAGAACCCAUGACUACCGUUCAGGAAAUUGCAAUGGACUCCCCCACGAUACCUGGACGACCACCUCUCCACGAACGCUCUGCCAGUGCCCCCGAGGACGCAAGAGAAGAGAGGCAACGGGCACCAAUUUUCAUCAACGACAUCAGAUUACCCAUUGGCGACGAGCUUUCCAUGUGUAUUGACGAAGCUCUUCCUCCACACGCCUUUGGUGCCCCCGUCUCACAGUCUUGUGCUCGACGGUUGACUCCUCUAGUUAUUCCUGCCAACGAGCUUCCAGCCCCUCUUCUGCAAUCCAGAGUCUCCAGUGCCAAACUUAGGUCGGAUAGCACACCCCCAAUGACAUCUUCUCGGAGCGCUCGCAUUGAAAACUCACCCCUCAGUCGAUCACGAAUCACUCCAAGCACUUCCUCACCUGAUCUCUCGUAUCCAAGGUCUGCCACAAUUGAGACCUCGUCUACAGUUACGUUACCAACUCCGAUAUCCGCUCCCAUCAUGGAGUCUCAUCGUGCCUCCCCAAGACCCUGGGAUGGGGCUAGCAUUCGCUCAGCGCAAAGUGACCGAGGUGUGCUGCCGCCUCUACUGGACGAGCCACGGAAACCCAAUGUGCACAUGCAUCGCCGUGGAGCAUCAGAGUCUUCAACGUCCAUGAUGGACCGUGGAAGGCCAAGAAAGCGAGCCGAAGUUCGUAAUAACAAUGGACCCAUCCUGAAAUCCAACGACACAAAGAGGGCUAUGAGUUGUGAGAGACGAGCUUUCGAGGAACUGCCAAAGGGAUGGAAACCGUCGGAGGCAGUGCAAAAGCUCAGCGCGAAAGACAUUACGGCCCUUCACAAACAGGCCUUAGGACAGGCGGAAAGGUUUGAAGUUCUCAAGAUCGAGGACGUCGAUGCUCUAUCAAAGGAACUUCGACACCUAGAUGAACGAACCGAUUACCUGCGCCGCACAUACACGUCACUGCGCGCCGGACGUCGCAAUUUGCACUCACGCAUCUGCCAGUACCUUCGGUCGCCGAGGGUGGCCAAAUUUAGCCAUGAAUCCAUGCUGAAGCAGGAGGAGGCAUUGGCUGAACUAGACGCAUCAAUUGAUGACUGGGUCACCAAGCUGGAACAGGCAGAGAAUCGUCGUACUAGAGUUCGUCAGAAGCUCCUUGAGCAUGUUGCGGCUGCAACCUUGCUCCCUGUUGCAAGCGCGGGACCUGGCGUGACAGAGCCACUUCAGCAGGUCAUGUCUCCUGGAGGCCCUCGUGAACUAUCUACACCACCGCGAAGCCCAUCCAAAACAGAGUUUGCAAGUCGAGCUGGGAGCGCCUCACCGUCUCCUCAACGGGUCGUUGCUCAAGUCCCUAGUACAAUUCUUGAGCAACCUGUUGUUGAAGAAGCUGCUGAAAAUGGAUCCAGUCUCAGCAGGGCCGACAGUGCAGUCACACUCAAGAGAUCUGAUGUCGAGAGUAUCCGCAUAUAUGCCGGUGAUGACGUUUACGCACUUCUUGCUGACGUAGAGAACGAAAUCUCCAAGAUGGGCGCUGGCAGCUCGCCUACGCCGACACCUGAACCAACUACUGCCACUGCCAAGGAGAUUCAACACCAGAGACAACGAAGCCACGAGAAACUUAGCGGCUGGGCCAAUGGUCCAAGCCCUCCCCCUCUUGGCUCUGGAGCUGCAUCCUCUACUUCUGCAGGUCCCAAAGAAACCACUCCAGGUACCAUCAAUACCACACCAACCACUACACCAACCGCUGCUCCUCCUCCUCAGCCCACACCAUCUUCCAGCUCAAAAACCACGGGUAGCGUGGCUGCCGCGGUCGCUGCCAUUAACAGGGAUUGCAAAAAUGCAACUCCUAGUCCAGUGUCACCUAACACCAAGGAUGGAGGCAAAGAAGAUGCCAUUCUUCUUACUUCAGCCGUCUUCAAACCAUAA